Messenger RNA from Aphis gossypii (cotton aphid), 3805 nucleotides. RefSeq lists its product as uncharacterized. The transcript is spliced from 3 exons. The record is from RefSeq and is a predicted model, not a curated record. Gene Ontology annotation, molecular function: DNA helicase activity. Bases 1046 to 3805 code for a protein of 919 amino acids. Gene Ontology annotation, biological process: telomere maintenance; DNA repair. Lineage: Eukaryota; Metazoa; Arthropoda; Insecta; Hemiptera; Aphididae.
UAUAAAAAUGAAUCGCAAAAUUUGGUAAGCGCAUAACUCAACAACGCCUGGACCGAUUUCGCUCAUUCUUUUUUUGUUUGGGUCGUAAUUGUCAGGAGAAGGUUCUUACGGACGAAAAAUUUGAGAAAGUUAUCGGAUUAGAGAAAUAUGACGAGGUGGUGAUGAAAUUACAGAGGCGCCAUCUAUCCAGCAAAUAGUCAACUAAAUUAUUUUUGGUAGUCAAUGGCAACCAUUUAAAUAAAAUAAAUCAUUUAUUUAAAAUGUUUUUAAAAAUGCAUGCAAAUAGACAUACAAACAACGCAAAUGUUCGCAAAUGUUCGUUGAAGUCCAAGGAUGGUUUUUACGGCUAGAAAAAUUAGAAUUAUUGCUGGAAAAACCCUAAAAAUAGCCCUUUUCUUUUUAAAAUAGCCCUUCCUAUAAUAUUUAUAAUAUAAUACUGAUCGUAUCCAUGGCAACCAACAAUCGUGUUUUGUGCAGAGUGUUUAGUUAGUUAGUGUUUGUUUAGUUCGUGAUUAGUGAAAAAAUAAUUUAUAUUUGAUAUGCCUCCUAUAAGACGAAGCAAUUUAGGUAGAAGAACCAGAAAUGCUACAAACCAAGCUAAUUACCGAUCUAAUUCACAAACGCGUGAAGCGCGAGCAAGUUUGAAUCGAGCUGCUUUUAGUUACGAUGUGUCAAUUGACUACAGUAACUACCAAUGUGUUGUUAUUGGUUCUAUGAACUCGGUUUGCUCACACUGUAAGGCAUUAAAAUACAAAAACGAAGCCAAUGGAUUGUGUUGCGCAAAUGGUAAAGUGAAAUUGAUACCAUUGGAUCCACCACCAGAACCAUUGUACUCAUUGGUUUCAGGAAUAGGAACAGAUUCUAUACACUUUUUGACAAAUAUCCAACAAUAUAACAAUUGCUUUCAAAUGACUUCAUUUGGGGCAACAAAUGUAGUUCGGGAAAAUUUUAUGCCAACUUUCAAGAUACAAGGGCAAAUAUAUCACAGAGCAGGUUCACUGUUACCAGUGUCAGAUAGCGACAAAAAUUCCUGCAAAUUUAUUUUAUGGGCAAUUCACCACAAGAAAUUGAUCUGCGUUGUGCACAUAACAAUUUAGUAAAGAGGUCUAUUGUAGAACAAUUACAAACUUUAUUUCAUCAGCACAAUCAAUUGAUUAUAUUGUUUAAAACUGCCCUGGAUCUGAUGCCAUCCGAUAAUCACAAAAUUGUAAUCAGAGCUGAUAAAACACCUGCAGGUCAACAUACAAGACGUUUUAAUGCACCAACUAUUGAUGAAGUUGCUAUCGUUGUAGUUGGAGAAAACUUGGAAUCCCGUGAUAUUGUUUUACGUCGUCGGAAUGAUCAAUUACAACGUAUAAAGGAAACACACCGCUCAUAUGAUGCACUGCAAUAUCCCAUUAUAUUUUGGCAAGGUGAAGAUGGCUACGAUUUCUCAAUAAAAAUGAUAAAUCCCAUUGCAGGUUCUGAAACCAACAAAAAAGUCAGUUCAAUGAACUAUUAUUCAUACCGCCUAAUGAUUCGGGAAAAUGAAGAUAAUCACAUAUUGAAAUGUCGGCGAUUAUAUCACAAAUAUGUUGUUGACAUGUAUGUUAAAAUUGAAACGGAAAGAUUAACAUUCAUCAGGUUGAAUCAAACCAAACUCCGAUCUGAAGAGUAUAUUCACCUUCGAGAUGCGAUUAAUACUGAUGGAAAUGCACAGAAUGUCGGUCGGAUGACUAUUCUUCCAGCAACAUACAUCGGAAGCCCUCGGCAUAUGCACGAAUAUGCUCAAGAUGCCAUGUCGUAUGUUCGUCAUUAUGGUACAGCAGAUUUGUUCAUCACAUUUACAUGCAAUCCGCAAUGGAUAGAAAUCAAUCAGGAGUUAUUCUCUGGGCAAUCACCCAUUGAUCGUCAUGAUAUUACAGCCAGAGUCUUUAGACAAAAGUUGAAAUCUUUAAUGGAUUUCAUCGUAAAACAUAAUGUGUUUGGUGAGACACGCUGCUGGAUGUAUUCUGUGGAGUGGCAGAAACGAGGAUUGCCACAUGCACACAUUUUGAUUUGGUUGGUUGAAAAUAUAAGGCCAAAUGAAGUUGAUGCAGUGAUAUCAGCUGAAAUCCCUAAUGUACAAGUAGAUCCUGGAUUGCAUGAGGUAGUUAUCAAAAACAUGAUACAUGGUCCCUGUGGAACUCUUAAUCAAAAUUCACCGUGUAUGAUGGAUGGUAAAUGUUCAAAACGAUAUCCACGGACAUUAAUAUCGGAAACAAUUACUGGUAAUGACGGUUAUCCAUUGUAUCGUCGCAGAUCGACAGCAGACAAUGGAAAAUCAACAAUUGUCAAAUUAAAUCAACAAGAUAUUGAAAUAGAUAAUCGUUGGAUUGUUCCAUAUUCACCCAUUUUAUCAAAGACAUUCAAAGCACACAUCAACGUUGAAUCUUGCCAUUCAGUGAAAUCUAUUAAAUACAUUUGCAAAUAUGUAGCCAAAGGGAGUGAUAUGGCUGUGAUUGGAAUUGGUGCAGAGAAUUCCAAUGAUGAAGUUACCCAAUACCAAAUGGGCCGCUAUGUCAGUAGUAAUGAAGCAGUUUGGCGAAUAUUUUCUUUUCCUAUUCAUGAGAGACACCCUUCUGUUGUUCACUUAGCUGUGCAUUUAGAAAAUGGACAAAGAGUGUAUUUUACAGCACAGAACGCAGUACAAAGAGCUGCUCAGCCACCAUCUACUACAUUAACCAGUUUUUUUGAGACAUGCCAAAACGAUGAUUUCGCACAAACAUUGCUAUAUUCUAAAAUGCCAAAAUAUUAUACCUGGAAUCAAUCCUCAAGGAGAUUUAUACGACGGAAACAAGGAAAACCAGUUCCAGGAUAUACAGAUGUAUAUUCCACCGAUGCGAUUGGCCGGAUUUAUUCAGUACAUCCAAGCAAUGAUGAAUGUUUUUACUUACGACUGCUAUUAGUCAAUGUACGUGGCCCAACAUCAUUCCAACAGUUACGAACUGUUGAUGGUGAAUUGUGUGUAUCCUACAGAGAAGCCUGUCAACGUUUGCAAUUGCUUGAAAAUGACGCUCAUUGGGAUCAAACUCUCAAUGAUGCUGUAAUAUCAUCACACGCUCAUCAAAUACGAACAUUGUUUUCUAUAAUCAUAUCUACAUGCUUCCCAUCAAACCCAAUUGAUUUGUGGAUCAAGUACAAAGAUUAUAUGUGUGAUGAUAUUUUGUAUCAAAUACAGAAUAGAAUGGGAAAUCCAAAUAUACAAAUCAGUGAAGAAAUUUACAAUGAAGCAUUGAUUUCAAUUGAGGACAUGUGCUUGAUAAUGUCAAACAAACUAUUAAUUCAAUUAGGCCUGACCGCGCCCAAUCGUCCAAUGCAUGACGCUUUUAACCAAGAGUUGCAUCGAGAAAGACUGUAUGAUCUCAACGAUUUGAAAGAAUUAAUUCAAACAAAUCUUCCACUGUUAAAUGAACAACAGAAGUAUGUAUUUGAAACUCUUAUGAAAGUAACAAAUGAUGAAACUGGAGGGAUUUACUUCUUAGAUGCACCUGGUGGUACAGGAAAAACUUUUUUGAUUUCAUUAAUAUUAGCAACAAUUCGCUCACAAAAUAAAAUUGCACUUGCACUCGCUUCGUCGGGAAUCGCAGCAACUUUGCUUGAAGGUGGUCGAACAGCCCAUUCAGCACUAAAAUUGCCAUUAAAUAUGCAUAGCAAUGAAACUCCAACCUGCAACGUUUCGAAGAACUCUGCAAUGGCAAAGGUUUUGCAGCAAUGUAAAUUGAUUGUUUGGGAUGAAUGCACGAUGGCACAUAAAAAAUCUUUGGAGGCUUUGGCAGAACCUUAA